Messenger RNA from Brenthis ino (lesser marbled fritillary), 3078 nucleotides. NCBI's taxonomy places the organism in Eukaryota, Metazoa, Arthropoda, Insecta, Lepidoptera, Nymphalidae. The record is from the annotation of a GenBank genome assembly.
AUGUCGUACAGAAACUAUUAUGACUCGUCCGCUACAUAUGGCAAAAACCGAGAUUCUACCAGAACCUCUAGUGUCUCUACAGACCGGCCAACCACUGUCACUGCCAAGUAUACAUCUACUCCUUCGUACAAGUCAUCCAGCAUUCCUGUGCUUAAUGACCGCUCCACUCGAGAAGAAACACCAAUAUCCACCAUCGCAAAUCGUUAUGCAAGCUACAGCAAAACCACGACUGCUGACAAGCCGACUUCCAAAUACGAAAAAAAAGAUUACUCCAAGCUUUCCGUUCCGUCGUUGUAUACGACUCGAAGUAGAGAUGUAAGCCCAGUCCCAAUAUCUAAAUAUAGUAUCAAUCGAACAUCUAACAUUUCGAGACAGACCAGUCCAGAGAGAAGAACAGCUAAGAAUUUUAAAGAAAAAGGCCAAGACUUAAGUCCUGCAGAUCGCGACAAAGACAUUCCAAUUAAGACUGAUAAGACAACAAAUUACAGUAGUCUAUCGAAUUAUAAACUAUAUCCACGAACGCCAAGUUAUUCUAAGCCAAAUCCUACCACCAGGAUAGAUAGUAAGCCUGAAGUCACUGUAAACCGAUAUGCUAUAGCCAAUCGUUUAGCAUCAUCGAGCUACUUAAGAAGUCCAACGCUUAUAAAGAGGAGUUCUGUUUCACCUAUUAAUCACUUAGAAAUAGUGAAGCCAGACAAUGAACGACAUAAGAUCACAAAUAGUAUAGUAGAGGAAAAAAUAGAAAAACACGAUGAAAACAACACAGACUGUACUCGGAAUGGCACUGAAAUUAUUAUUGAUGAGAACGAUGAUGUAGAAAAAGUUUCAGUUAUAACCAGACAUACAUCACCAACGCCACCUGGUUCAUCUGCAUAUGUAAGAAUGCGAAGAGCUGAUAUGGCUAAAACAGUGGAAAAAAUUAUUACUCGAGCAAGAAAAAGACCUGAAAUGAUAGAUAAAGAAAUACAAUCUGAUCGACUCGAUGACCCAACACGAACUAGUAGAUUUGGUAGUACAAGUAGAACUAGUAUGACAAAUUGGACUUAUUAUUCACCUAAUUCUACAAAUUAUACAGGUUAUGCAGGAAGAUAUUCAACACAGUAUUCAAAUCUAAGAGAAAGUUGCAACAAUGAUAGAAGUAGCCGAAGUCGAAGCAAAGAGCCUGUACCAACAGACAAUAAAAAUUGUAACAUAGAAGAAAGGGAUACUGAAUUAUCUAUAACGACUAACUAUGUAGAUUAUCAUGCGAAUGAAGGCAGUCCAAUACUUGAGCAAAAAAAGGAUGAUGAUACUUCUGAAAUUAUAAUUAAUGUGAAUCUUAAGUUAAAAAAAUCAAGUAAUCCUCAAUCUGCAAUAACAUCUACAGAACUAUUGACACCUGAAAUAACUGUAACUAAUAAUCAUCAGCUACCACCCCAACCACCAAAGUCAGAAAGUGCUAGUAAAAUUAAAAAAACAAAAAUUCGCAAGUCUAGCACAGAUUCUUCUUCUGAUUCAACAUCCUCUAAGAAAGUUGUGAAGAAAAGAAGCAAAUCAGUAAGUUCUACUGAUUCAGACCAAAGUUGUGAUAAAAGUAAUAAGUCUAAAAACUCAAAUAAAACGUCUUCAAAGGGCUUAAACAGAACUGUUUCUACUACAAAUAUUUCCAAUGGUCCUUCAAAACUAAAGUAUUCUCAAUCUAGAGAAAGUAAUAGUCCAGAAUCUAGUAUAACUUUAUCAACACAAACUUCUAUAAGCGAAGAUGAAACUGUAUUAAAAUUAAAAACAAACGAUGUAACUGAGACGUCAGUAGAGCCAAAGAAUGAAGGUACGGAAGAAGCUAAAUCAUUUUUAAUUAGAGCUUUAGCACCUGUUACUAACCUGUUUAAGCUUAGACAUCAUGACAAUACUGAAACUACACGUUUAAUAGAUAGUAAUUCAUCGGAAUCUCCAAAUAAAGACACUACAAAUUUAGUGAUUGAUAAUGGCUCAACUAAAAAUAAUACUAAUAAUAUAAUUGCAUCUAAUGAAGAUAGCUUAGUAAAAUUGAAAGCCAUAAGACCCAUUGAAUCAGGAGACAGAAGUUGGUGGUUAGAAUCGGAUGUUGAUAAGAAAAAAGUUAAUGAUAAGGAGAAACGCCAAGAAUCAUGCAAAGAAAACCAAUCGCUACUUUCAAAUUCUCCUGAAACAAACGAUUCAAAAGUUCCGCUCCGGUUAAAUUGUUUCGCAGAUGACGAAAAACCUUGGUGGCUAGAUAGUAAUGCAAAUAUUCCUGAAGGAAUUGAAAGACUCACUCCUCCCAGGAAGUCUUCAAGUGACAGUGACAAAAGCGAAAAAUUUAACUUCUUUAAAAUAAGACAAAACGAGUCAGGAGAUCGAAAGGAAUGGAGAUUAGCAAGUAAUGAUAAUACGCAAAGUAUUAACAGACAAGAUUCUCAGAACAGUUUGAGUUUGAGCAAGUCUAGUUCUGAUCAAAGAAAUUUCCAGCAAAGGCGCAUACGACAUAUAGAAUCUGGAGAACGUCCUUGGUGGUUGUCUAGUGAUAAAAAUAUUCCAGAAGGGAUUGAAAAGCUGCCGACGCCACCACCUCAAUCAGACAGCGACUCUUCAGAUUCCGAAGAAGUACAGGUAUACAUACCGACAAGCCAGAUUCCGCCUUUCCCUCUGCAUCUACCCGAUGAUGAACCACUCGGCGAUAGAAGAAGCCCUGAAGGCUUAGAAACUCCCAACCACGAUUAUAGAAUAGGACGCAGCUCGCCCUACGAAAAUAAUCGCCAAUAUCGACGUGAUUCAGUAAAUUUGCCAUACCAAAAAGGAUCUGAAAAAUACAUAUCACGUUAUACCGACAUCGAUGACAUAUUGGGUACUUCAGGCCACAUUUACAGUCCAUUCAUGGACUCCAUAUUGGCCCGAAGAACUGGUCAGCUACAUUUUGACAACGACGAAUGUGAGGAAAUAGACCCCACCCAAGUACGGAUCCACGACAGCACCGCGCAAAUGCCUGUUAUCAAAAAACUCCGAAGCAGAAGUGAAAUAAUUGACUACAGGGAUGAGGACCAGGUAUGUUUAUUCUUAGCGAGAUUUACAUAUUAUUCUGAU